Messenger RNA from Candidozyma duobushaemuli, 1698 nucleotides. It is a transcript of the gene GDA1, whose product is annotated as guanosine diphosphatase. Gene Ontology annotation, cellular component: membrane; Golgi apparatus. Gene Ontology annotation, molecular function: UDP phosphatase activity; GDP phosphatase activity. The record is from RefSeq and is a predicted model, not a curated record. Gene Ontology annotation, biological process: nucleoside diphosphate catabolic process; protein N-linked glycosylation. The coding region runs from base 1 to 1698 and encodes 565 amino acids. NCBI's taxonomy places the organism in Eukaryota, Fungi, Ascomycota, Pichiomycetes, Serinales, Metschnikowiaceae. The transcript has a single exon.
AUGUCUGUUUUGAACACACGCAACCUCCGCGUGAUAGUGGCGGCUUUUGUCGUCUUCACUGUGGUGACGUACUUUGCCGUGUCAGCUGGCCACUAUACAGAGUCUGCUGCCAGGGUGAAGCCUCCUGCCAACUCGGAUCUCUUGGAAGCUGGAAACACCUUGCAAGGUUCUGCUCACAAGGGCGUGGAGGCGCCUUACAAGGCCAGUCCUAAUGUCCAGGGAAAUAAGGCCGACAAGCUUGAUGCCGAAAAGCCAGCAGAGAAGCCAGUGGAUAAGCCAGUCGCCGAUGCAUCUCCAGAGAAGCCAGUGGCUGAUAAACCAGCUGCUGAUAAGCCCGUGGAAAUUCCAGCAGAGAAGCCUCAAAAGGGUGCCUCUGGAGCUUGUGAACAGACCGACUACGUGAUCAUGAUCGACGCUGGAUCCAGUGGAUCUCGUGUCCACGUGUACUCCUUUGACACCUGUGUGUCUCCUCCAAGAGUGCUCAACGAGGAGUUCAAGAUGCUCAAACCAGGUCUUUCUUCUUUUGACACUGAUACCAAGGGUGCUGCUGCCUCGUUGGACCCCUUGUUGGAGGUGGCAUUAAACACCGUCCCUAAGGACAAGCAGUCUUGUACCCCAGUGGCAGUUAAGGCCACAGCUGGUCUUAGAAUGUUGGGAGCUGAGAAAUCGGACGCCAUUUUGAAGGAGGUUCGUAACCACUUGACCAAGGACUAUCCUUUCGCCGUUGUGGAAGGAGAUGGUAUCUCCAUUAUGGACGGUAAGGACGAGGGUGUUUACGCCUGGGUCACUACCAACUACCUUUUGGGUAACAUCGGCUCCUCCGAGAAGCUUCCUACCGCCGCUGUUUUUGACCUUGGCGGUGGUUCUACACAGAUUGUUUUCGAGCCUGAGUUCAGUGAUGCCAACGAUGUGUUGGCCGAGGGUGACCACAAAUACAAGUUCACUUUCGGUGAUAGAGACUUUGAGCUUUACCAAUUCUCCCACUUGGGCUACGGCUUGAUGGAAGGAAGAAAUAAGGUCAACGCUGCUGUCAUCAAGGCCGCCAAGGACACCACCUUAACGAAACACCCAUCCAAGGCUGCCGCCAAGGAAGCCACCGCUGCAUCCACCCUCAUGAAUCCCUGCAUUCCUCCUGGUAUUUCGGCCAAAGACAUUUUGGUUCAGGCUUCUGAGGACGAGUUCUACAAGGUGAACUUCGAGGGUCCUAGCGAGCCUUCCGCUGCGAGAUGUAGAUUCUUCGCCGAAGAGGUGUUGAACAUGGAGGCAGAGUGUAAGCAGAAGCCUUGUUCCUUCAACGGUGUGUACCAGCCCUCGCUUGUCAAGGCUUUCCAUAAAACCUCUGACAUGUUCGUCUUCUCCUUCUUCUACGACAGAACCAACCCCUUGAGCUUCCCAAGCUCCUUCACCGUUGAAGAAUUGAGAGAUUUGACCUCCGCUGUUUGUAAGGGUCUGAGCACUUGGAAGACCAUUUUCCAGACCGAGGAAUUGCAGCAGCUCAACGAGGAGCCUCAGUGGUGUCUUGACUUGUCCUUCAUCUCAGCCAUGCUCCACACAGGUUACAAUAUCCCCUUGAAUAGAGAGUUGAGGACAGCUAGAAAGAUUGCUGACAACGAAAUCGGUUGGUGUCUUGGAGCAUCGUUGCCAUUGUUAGACCCCAAGACCGGCAACUGGAAGUGCCGUAUACUGGAGACCAAGUAA